Molecule: messenger RNA, 3949 nt
Organism: Rhopilema esculentum
Lineage: Eukaryota; Metazoa; Cnidaria; Scyphozoa; Rhizostomeae; Rhizostomatidae
Source: RefSeq, a predicted model, not a curated record
AGCAUAAAGGCCGGGUUACACGAUCACUUUUUACCAUCACUUUUUUCGAUAUUGGACCAACAUGCUGAAAAGUGAUCGUGUAACAUACUAAAAUUGUCCAUUUUCGCUGCAGAAUUUAAUGCGUUUAUCUGCUGUUAAUCCUCUAUCAUUGGAAAUUUUACUCUGAACGAAAGCAGAGUAAAAUCGAGUUCAUCAUUUUUUUUCAAAGGCGCCGACAAAUUCUUACGUCACAUGAUGUUUUGAUGAGAAGGGAACGGCCUAGAGUUUCGAGAAAAGAAGAAAAAGACGCGAAUUGUGCUCAGAAGCAUAAUUAUUAGGAGAAAACGAAAAUGAAUAAUGAUUUGGAGUAAAUCGAGGAGGAGCCAAUUACAGAAAAAUAAAUGCAGUUUAAUAAAAUAAACUCAUUUUUUAUAAGAAACCGUCUAUAAAAGCCAGUACUCGAAAAUGAGAAAAGGUUAAGAAACUCCAAUACUCGAGCAAGAAACUGCAAAACUAAUAUAGAUUGAGAAUAAGCAAAAAUCAAGAAUUUCUUGAUUUUAUAUUGCUAAUUUUGACUAAACUUACUUACACUACAAACUUAAAAAAAGAAUAAAACUACACAGUGAUUAGGAAACCAAAUUUAAAGUAUCGAGGCUCUUGUUUUUCGAGAAUAACACAGAAGUAUUCUAAAAACUCUUGAGCUCUAAAAUUUUGUGAACCUUAAGGAACUGGUGUACUCCCUGUCGAGGAUGGUUUUUUAUAAAAAAUGAGUGUAUUUUAUUAAACUGCAUUUAUUUUUCUGUAAUUGGCUGCUCCUCGAUUUACUCCAAAUCAUUAUUCAUUUUCGUUUUCUCCUAAUAAUUAUGCUUCUGAGCACAAUUCGCGUCUUUUUCUUCUUUUCUCGAAACUCUAGGCCGUUCCCUUCUCAUCAAAACAUCAUGUGACGUAAGAAUUUGUCGGCGCCUUUGAAAAAAAGUGAUGAACUCGAUUAUACUCUGCUUUCGUUCAGAGUAAAAUUUCCAAUGAUAGAGGAUUAACAGCAGAUAAACGCAUUAAAUUCUGCAGCGAAAAUGGACAAUUUUAGUAUGUUACACGAUCACUUUUCAGCAUGUUGGUCCAAUAUCGAAAAAAGUGAUGGUAAAAAGUGAUCGUGUAACCCGGCCUUAAUGAAUAGUUAAUUCAGACUGUCAAGUAAAGAAUUCUCCCAACCAAAUAUACACUGGCUUGUUAAGGGAAGGGGGCUGACCUCUCUGGAAUCUCUCUUAAUUUAAGAAAAGGCUCAGCCCACAAGCCUCUCUCACUGCACCGUAAAUAGGUUUGGAGUAGGGAUUUAUAUGUUUUGGCUAAAUGACAGAAAAAGGGUUGGGGUACUUCCAAACUCGUGUUUCUGAAGGACAUUGAAUUUCAGACUUAUACAAAAGGAUAGUUGUGAAUUUUUAGGAUUUACAUAACAGCCGUUGUAUAUUUAGUGAACUAAGCAAAUCUUAGAUGCCUUUAUAAUAGGAAAGGUUGAUUAACAUAGCGCCUUUAGGAGACACAGACGGAAUCGAUAAAGGGGAAACUGCAACUGUCCGGGAAAUACAUUGACUGGAUGUCCGGGUCGGAAAGACAUCAGCGAGAAUACAGUUAAAACUCUUUAUCUAUGUCAAAAGAAAUACUGUAUGUGAAGGCAGUACUGUGAAAUACAAAUAAGGAAAAUGAAAGAUGUAUUAAGACGAGUGCCUUGAAUUGAAGCGCCGCAGAGGCCGGUGAAAUGCAGGGGCAGGGCUACACUUUCGAUAAAUGUAAGAGGUAAGGACAGUUGAGAAAACCCAUUCAAUGGCGAGGUGCAGGCUAGAUGUAUUAUACCGCAGGUGGUGACAAGACGGGUACUCGUGCCAUAUCAAUGUCGUAAGGCAGUACUUCAACUAGCCCAUGAUCAUCUCAGUAACCUCGGAAACAAGAAUGCCAAAUCCAAAAUGCUGCAACGAUCUUGUUUACCUUAGCUGUUCCACGAUAUUUUUGAUCAACGCAGAUCACGUGAAAUUCGCUAGACGAUGAAUCACACAAGUCGAAUGUUAUUUAAUGAUACAAGGAUUAUCCUACCUUAAUCGCUGAAAGAAUGUGCCAUUAAUCGCACAUGAAGAUCAUCACGGACAGUCAAAGAAAACAGCACUGUUAAUAGAGUAUUCCGUUUUCUUCUUUCGACGUUGACUUUUGGCAAAGGCCCACCUUCCCAAAAUAAGGAAUUCAGUAGAUAUAAGCGAGAACUCGGAGUAAGGCGCCAUAAGACAACACGUCUCUGGCCACAAGAGAAUUCAGAAGUCGAAAAUUUCAAUAAGUCACGAGAGAAAACAAUUUGUGCAGCAUGGAUCGAAAAACGACCUUGGAAACAAGAACUUUCAACGACGACAGUUCCUCCAGCUGGAAUGCUGGAGUGCAUCACGAACAGGUUGUUAUUUCGUGCGUGCCAUUGAAAGGCCUUGGAGGGGUGCUACUGCUGCAACUGUUGCAAAAGUUCGAAGACCGCGGAUCGAUGACUACCUAUCGCUGAUUAUUUAAACAUUCUUUUGAUUUACGUCAGACCAAGCCAUGUUAAUCGCCAAGUUACUGAAGACAACAGUCAAAGCUCGAGAUUCAACGUUGUCAUGGGUAGCUUUACUCGCAUCUAUUCUGCUUCUUUUUACAACGAGCGGGUUUCUCUUCAGCUUUGGAAUAUUCUAUAAUUCAUUCUUAGAAGAAUUUGGGGAUUCAAAGGAGAAAACAGCAUGGGUCGGUUCAAUUCCAGUUUCACUGAUGUUUCUCUUGGCACCAUUGGCAUCUUGGCUCCUAAGCAAGAUUAGCUUGGGAGUCGCUGUAGUAGCAACAGCAAUCCCGUUGGGACUCUCUCUUCUAUUGACGUCAUUCAUAACCAAUAUCAAUGCAGCCUUUUUCACCUUCAGCAUCCCUUUUGGAUUAGCCUCUUGUUUAAUGAUUAUGGUUACUAACAAAGCCGUUUGCAUCUACUUUGACAAGAGGCAGUCAACUGCAUAUGGUUUGCUUACUGGAGGAUGUUGUAUUUCUCAAGUUGGCUUGUCCUAUAUCAUCAUAUGGCUUGUGAAUAACUUUACAUUAGAAAGAACAUUUCAAGUUCUAGCAACGGUUAUAACAUUAGCUUGUUUGAUUUCAUCGCAAGGGUUUUUUCCUACAACCUACGAAAGCGAUGAGAAAGUGAAUUCUGCGAGAAAGAAGGGACUCAACGUGUACUUUCAUCUGCUCAAAAACAAAGCAUUUUGCCUAUACCUGUUUGCAAUUUUUGUGUGUUCAUUUUCCUACUCUGUUUCCAAUGUUCAUCAGGUACAACUAGCAAUUGGGUAUGGCACUUCACCGGAUUUAGCAAGACAGUUCCCUGUAUUUUCGGCUAUUGGAAUGGGUUGUGGUAGAUUUAUCUCUGGCUUUAUCGUCGACAGCAAGAAAUUCAAAACAAUCAACUACUACCAGUCUGUAUUGUUUCUAAAUGGGUUGACAGCAGUCAUUGGAUCAUUUUCAUACACCCCAAUACACUUGAUUGUCUAUAUUUGGGCAUUUUCCUUUCUGGAUGGGCAAAUGCAAUCUACUUUUGCACCAGUUGUUAGGGAAGUAGUCGGUAUGACGUACAUGACUGAAGGCUUUGCAAUGGUCUUUACCUCAUGCAGUGUAUCCAUGAUGCUUGGACCACCUUUAUUAGGUUUUAUAGUUGACAAGACUCAAGACUACAGAGCGUUCUUCCUGCUGUCAGGGAUACCUCCAAUAUUAACAUGUCUGCUUCUGACGCCACUUAGGUAUAUGGAAAAAGUCGAAGUCCCUGAUAAAGAAGUAAACGAGAAAUUGACGGACGAGCAAGAUAUAGAGGUGGAUGUUGAGGUAAUAUUUAAAGAUAAAGAUAUACUUAGGUCAAUGCGCUUAGAAACACCUGUAUGAUAAGAUUCUAAGGGACUGGUCAUUAAUGCUUACUUUGGAUGUGGGGAAUAUC